Linepithema humile (Argentine ant) is the source of this 942-nucleotide messenger RNA. RefSeq names its product ribosomal protein L6 (gene RpL6). Gene Ontology annotation, molecular function: RNA binding; structural constituent of ribosome. Lineage: Eukaryota; Metazoa; Arthropoda; Insecta; Hymenoptera; Formicidae. Gene Ontology annotation, cellular component: ribosome; cytosolic large ribosomal subunit. Gene Ontology annotation, biological process: ribosomal large subunit assembly; cytoplasmic translation. The record is from RefSeq and is a predicted model, not a curated record.
GUGAGAAAAAGCAUAAUGUGACAUAACCUCUAAACCACAGUGUUACUGUUGUGUGCGCCAACGUGAAGCAAAUAUGGCGGAUGCAAAAUCGGAAUCGCCAGAGAAAAAGGCUGCAGCUGCACCUGCAGCUAAAGAAGGCGCAAAGGAUAAGAAAAAGCCUUUACGGGGAAAACCAAGAAAUUAUGACUUAGGCAACGGCGUGUACAGAUUCAGUCGUACACGUAUGUAUCAUAAGAAAGCGAUCUAUAAAUUCCUUGGCAAAAAGACUCCGAAGAAGGUUAAGCCAAAAAAGCCACUGACUAUUGAAAAGCAAAUUGGCGGUGACAAAAAUGGAGAAAAGCGUAUUGUACUUUUGAAAAAGAGGCGCGCUAAUUAUCCUACUGCAGAUCCCGUCACUGUGCAUCAUGCUAAGAAGUGUUUCCAUGAACACAGUCGAUAUUUGAGGCCCUCUCUAACACCUGGAGCAAUUUGCAUUCUGUUGGCUGGACCUCACAAAGGAAAGAGAGUUGUCUUUUUAAAGCAACUGAAGAGCGGUCUACUUUUGGUCACGGGACCAUUCCUGAUCAAUGCCUGUCCUUUGCGAAGAGUCAGUCAAAAUUAUGUGAUUGCUACAUCGACGAAGCUGGACAUGUCCGGUAUCCAAUUGCCCAAACACAUCAACGAUGAUUACUUUAAAAGGAAACGUGACAAGCGUGCCAAGAAAGAGGAGGGCGAUAUCUUUAGCAAGAAGAAAGAGGAAUACAAACCGAGCGAUCAGAGAAAGGCUGAUCAGAAAGUAGUGGACAAAUUGGUGAUCGAUGCUGUUAAGAAACAUCAAGAUAAAAAACUGCUGUUUACUUAUCUGUCGGCUAUGUUUGGAUUACGGAGUAGCCAGUAUCCACACAGAAUGAAGUUCUAAGCUUGCAUCUUUGUGUUUUUCAAGGAAAUAAAAAUAAGACCAUA